This is a messenger RNA of Mizuhopecten yessoensis (Yesso scallop), 820 nucleotides long. RefSeq names its product DNA repair-scaffolding protein-like. Gene Ontology annotation, cellular component: nuclear chromosome; nucleoplasm. The transcript has 5 exons. The record is from RefSeq and is a predicted model, not a curated record. Gene Ontology annotation, biological process: regulation of establishment of protein localization to chromosome; double-strand break repair via homologous recombination. The annotation marks the transcript as partial. NCBI's taxonomy places the organism in Eukaryota, Metazoa, Mollusca, Bivalvia, Pectinida, Pectinidae.
AGACUUUAGUUUGUUUACUUUGAUUGAUUCUGUUUGGUCUGGUGUUGCAUCAAGUACACUUAGUCAAGAAAGUGACCAGGUGCUACCAGGAACAAGUGGAGUUAGUGAGGAGAGCGAGCAAGCACUCCCAGCACCGAGCACUGCUGCCUGCACCGUGGAGCCACCUGGAUUUUGUUAUAUAAUGAAGGGAGAUAACUCCACGAAUGUUGACGUAACUCCAAUAGAUACCCCUGCCCUACUGUCACGGUAUCGUCCUCUGUCGCUUACUGAUCUGUCAAAGGCCUGUAGGAAACCAGCGGAAUUGAAACGGUUCUGUUUUGUUGCAAAAGUUUUAGCCAUACUGCCAUCAGAAACACGAGUUGCUGAUGCGAGAGGUAGCUCUGGGACAGCUCCGCACUUAGGACCUUCCCACUGCUAUGUAUAUGUGUGGUCCGGCGUGCCCUCCUCUGAACCCCCGCCCAGCUACAGUGCUGUCAGGGUAGUCUUUGAUAUCGUAAACACUGUCUGUGGAAAGGUCAUGUUCUUCAAAGACGUCUUUUACCACAAAGAACAACUCUGCUGUGAUGGCUACUCUCAAAUACUACCAAUCACUGAUGUACCAGACGCCUGCCUGUCUACCAACAGUGAGAUAACGAUGAUAGAGGCAGAGAGGAGAGCUCUUCAGGGGGAGAUUACUAUCCCCAAUAUAUGCAGUGAGCUUCCUGAUCUUUCACUUUGCAAGGCAAUAGCUAGAGUGAGGGGUGUUGACGAGAGCUCAGCCUACUCCUGGGACGUCUGUAAUUAUUGUGGAAGUGACAAGCUUAUAACCCGACAAAGGUGA